AUGAAUCAAGACAUACGAAGCGAUUCGCCGAAUAAGGAACAGAAGACUUCGUUCCUCAUCGAAGAUAUUCUAUAUAGAGGCAGGAAUACUUUCAAGCAACCUGAAUCUAGAAGGUUCGAUUACGAGCCAAAGUAUUACCCAGUUGCCAAUGAAGUCCGGCCAGUGGCUAGGGAUGGGUCGUACUUGCAAGUGAUGGGAGCUCUGGGCGCGUAUCUGCAUACGCCAAACACAUUUAAAGCUGUGGAAACUCCUUAUUUUUUAUCUCAAGGAGUCCCUUACCACGCGUUGUUCACACCAUCAGAACUUUCGCUGUCAGCGUUGAAGCAUUGCCGCCGGCGAAAAGCGAGAACAGUCUUCUCUGACCCACAAUUAACAGGUCUGGAAAAGCGUUUUGAAUCCCAGCGCUACCUUUCAACGCCAGAAAGGGUUGAGCUGGCCGGAGCCCUAAAUCUUUCGGAGACACAAGUGAAGACCUGGUUCCAGAACAGACGGAUGAAGCACAAGAAGCAGAUGAGGAAACAGCAACAGCAGCGAGGAGCAGUGGCGAUGAAUUUCACAACCAAACACCCACAGCCAGAACGGAAGGAGGAAUCGAGAAUUUCAACAACUCAAACAUCAGAUUCAGAGAGUGAACAUAGUGACAGCGAUGUCGACAUCGUAGGAGAAACCUAUACCCAUUACAACACGUAA
Messenger RNA from Danaus chrysippus (African queen), 690 nucleotides. The record is from the annotation of a GenBank genome assembly. NCBI's taxonomy places the organism in Eukaryota, Metazoa, Arthropoda, Insecta, Lepidoptera, Nymphalidae.